AUGCGGCUCUACCUCCUGGCGUGCUGCUGCCUGGUCUCGUCGUGCGGCGCGCAGGGCCAGGUGGAGUACGCCAUCGCCGAGGAGACGCCGCGCGGCGCGCCGGUGGGCAACGUGGCCCGCGACCUGGGCCUGGAGGCGUCCGCGCUGCCCUCCCGCCGGGGGCGCCUGGUGGGCGGGGGGCCGGGGCCGGCCUACUUCCUCCUGGAGGCGUCCAGCGGGGCGCUGGCGGUGGGCGAGCCGGUGGACCGGGAGGCGAUCUGCGCGCUGCAGCCGGCCUGCGCCCUCAGCUACGAGCUGGUGCUGGAGAACCCGCUGGAGCUGCACAAGCUGCGCGUCCGCGUCCUGGACGUCAACGACCACGCGCCCCGCUUCCCGCUGCCCGAGUACCACUUCCGCGUGGCCGAGUUCCUGGCGGCCGGCGCCCGCUUCGCCCUGCCCAGCGCCCACGACCCGGACGAGGGCCCCCACGGCGUGCAGAGCUACGCCCUCAGCCCGGACCCCCACUUCGGCCUGGCCAUGCAGACGCGCGGCGACGGCAGCAGCUACCCGGAGCUGGUGCUGGAGCGGCCCCUCGACCGCGAGCGCCAGGCCACCCACCGCCUCGCCCUCACCGCCCUCGACGGCGGCAGCCCGGCCCGCUCGGGCAGCGCCCAGGUCCUGGUGACGGUGCUGGACACCAACGACAACGCGCCCGUCUUCGAGCACUCCGUCUACCGGGCCAGCGUCCCCGAGGACGCCCCGCCGGGCACGCCGGUCACCCGCCUGCGCGCCACCGACCCGGACGAGGGCGCCAACGGCGAGGUGCGCUACGCCUUCAGCAACAGCACGCCGGCCGAGCUGCGCCGCCUCUUCCUCCUGGACCCGCAGAGCGGGGAGGUGCGCCUCGGCGGGCCCCUGGACGGGCAGGCGCCGCCGCUGGAGCUCUUCGUCGAGGCCCGCGACCGGGGCCUCUUCGGCCUCUCCGGCCUGGCCAAGCUGCUGGUGGACGUCAGCGACGUGAACAACCACGCGCCGGAGAUCGUGGUGACCUCCCUCUCCAGCCCCGUCCCCGAGGACGCCCCGCUGGGCACCGUCAUCGCCCUCCUGAGCAUCACCGACCGCGACCCCGGCGAGAACGGGCGCGUCAUCUGCCAGCUGCCCACCCAGCUGCCCUUCCAGCUCAAGUCCUCCUUCGACAGCUACUACUCGCUGGUCACCAGCGGCCUGCUGGACCGCGAGCGGGUGGCCGAGUACAACAUCACCCUGACGGCCUCCGACCUGGGCUCGCCGCCCAUGGCCAGCCGGCGGACGCUGCGCCUCCAGGUCGCCGACGUGAACGACAACCCGCCCCGCUUCCUCACCCAGCGGCGCCAGGUGGAGGUGGCGGAGAACAACCCGCCCGGCGCCUCCCUCUUCCACGUGUCGGCCUCCGACCCGGACCUGGGCGAGAACGGCCGCGUCUCCUACCUCCUGCGCGACAUCGACAUCCAGGGCAGCGCCCUCUCCUCCUACCUGGCCAUCGACGCCGAGGCCGGCACCGUCUUCGCCAAGGCCGCCUUCGACUUCGAGCGCCUGCAGAGCUUCCACUUCCAGGUGGAGGCCCAGGACCACGGCUCGCCCGCCCUGGCCGCCGCCUUCCUGGUCAGCAUCACCGUCCUGGACCAGAACGACAACGCCCCGGUCAUCCUCUACCCGGCGGCGGCCCCGCGGAACGGCUCGGUGGCCGUGGAGAUCGUCCCGCGCCUGGCCGACGCCGACUACCUGGUCACCAAGGUGGUGGCCCACGACCCGGACAGCGGCCAGAACGCCUGGCUCUCCUACCACCUGCUCCAGGCCUCCGACGCCAGCCUCUUCCGCGUCUCCCCCGACGCCGGCGAGGUGCGGACGGCCCGCGCGCUGCGCUCCAGCGACGCGCUCAAGCACAAGGUGGUGGUGCUGGUGACGGACCGCGGCGAGCCCCCCCCCCGCCUCAACUUCUACCUGAUCGUCUCGCUGGGCUGCCUCUCCUGCGUCUUCCUGGGCUUCCUCCUGGUGCUGCUGGCCCUGCGCCUCCUCCACGCCCGGCCCGGACCCGCCCGCCCCUGCUCCGGCUGCUCCUGCUGCUGCCCCGGCGACGAGUACGAGAAGUACCGCUACAACGUGCGCAUGCUGCCCGGCUCCCACUUCACCCCGGAGAUGGUCGAGAUCGCCGGCAUGGGCAAGCUGACGCACACCUACCUGUACCGGGCGGCGCUGGGCGUGGGGCCCAGCAGCAACAACAACCUGGUGCCCAACGGAGACGCUGCCGGCAACCUGGCCAAAGGGGGCGGCUUGUUGCAGGUGCCCGCCUCCUGCAUCCAGGUGCAGAAAGUGAAGAGCGACCACUUUAACGCCAUUCUGGUGGUAAGCCGGCGUCGAAAGGGUUAA
Gekko japonicus is the source of this 2385-nucleotide messenger RNA. RefSeq names its product protocadherin alpha subfamily C, 1 (gene PCDHAC1). The transcript is spliced from 2 exons. Gene Ontology annotation, molecular function: calcium ion binding. Lineage: Eukaryota; Metazoa; Chordata; Lepidosauria; Squamata; Gekkonidae. Bases 1 to 2385 code for a protein of 794 amino acids. Gene Ontology annotation, cellular component: plasma membrane. Gene Ontology annotation, biological process: homophilic cell-cell adhesion. The record is from RefSeq and is a predicted model, not a curated record.